This is a messenger RNA of Euleptes europaea (tarantolino), 933 nucleotides long. RefSeq names its product olfactory receptor 5V1-like. The record is from RefSeq and is a predicted model, not a curated record. Gene Ontology annotation, molecular function: G protein-coupled receptor activity; olfactory receptor activity. Lineage: Eukaryota; Metazoa; Chordata; Lepidosauria; Squamata; Sphaerodactylidae. Gene Ontology annotation, biological process: G protein-coupled receptor signaling pathway. Gene Ontology annotation, cellular component: membrane. The transcript has a single exon. The coding region runs from base 4 to 933 and encodes 309 amino acids.
AUAAUGGGCAAUGAAACAGCUCUGACUGAAUUCCUUAUCUUAGGGUUCUCCAGUCUACAGGACCUUCAGCUGCUGCUUUUCUUUAUUUUUCUCCUCACUUACAUCUGUACUCUGGUGGGGAACAUCUCUAUUAUUACCAUCGCUUGCCUGGACCCUCAGCUUCACACCCCCAUGUACUUCUUCCUGGGAAACCUCUCCUUUCUGGAUAUCUGUUACACCACCACUAAUGUCCCCCAGAUGCUGGGACACCUACUAUCUGAGAGGAAGAGCAUCACCUAUGCUGGGUGUGUAAUUCAGCUCUACUUCUUCAUCUCUUUCGUGGGUACUGAGUGCAUCCUUCUGGCUGCCAUGGCCUAUGACCGCUUUGUAGCUAUCUGUCACCCUUUGUAUUAUGCAGUCAUGAUGAGAAAAGAACUUUGCCUCCAGUUGGCUGGUGCCUCCUGGGCAAGUGGUUUUCUCAACUCGGCUGUGCACACCUAUUUCACGUUCCGCCUGCCUUUCUGUGGGGCCAAUGAACUCAACUACUUCUUUUGCGAUAUCCCUCCCCUCCUGAACCUUUCCUGUGGCGACACCACCCUCAAUGAGAUCAUUCUUCUUGUGGUUGGGGUCUUCAUAGGAUGGACCCCAUUUAUCUGCAUAGUUCUUUCAUACGUCUACAUCAUUUCUACUAUCUUGAAGAUAAGCUCCUCGGAAGGGAGGCUCAAAGCAUUCUCCACUUGCUCCUCACACCUGACAAUCGUCCUCAUGUAUUAUGGGAGCGCCAUCUUCACCUAUGUCCGGCCAUUAUCGACAUAUUCAGAUAAAGACAGAUUUAUUUCUAUCCUUUACAGCAUCAUCACACCCAUGUUAAACCCCUUGAUCUAUACCCUGAGAAACAAGGAUAUUAAAUGCGCUUUAAAUAGAACCUUUAUGGGGAAAACACAUUCAAAUUGA